CUCGUUUACACUUGACUCUUGAGCGGCACUCAAAAUCAGUCAGGAAGCCCUUGCUAUGGAUCAUUCUCUUCCCAAGCCUUGGAAAUGCCUUGUCGAUGAUCGAACUGGCAACUUAUACUUUUUGAAUCCUGAGACCAAUGUUGCUCAGUAUGAGCGACCUAUUUGCCUUCCACCUCGCAACGUUGCUCAAGGUUCAUGUACCAUCGAGUUUGACGGUGCUUCAAGAGGAAACCCAGGAAGAGCAGGUGCAGGAGCCGUUCUCCGUGCUUCAGAUAAUACUGUGCUCUUCUAUCUUCGCGAGGGUUUAGGCUUUGCUACAAACAACGUUGCUGAGUAUCGAGCUCUCAUUCUUGGCCUCGAGUGUGCUCUUAGCAAAGGCUUUAGAAAUGUGCGCGUCCAGGGUGAUUCAAUGCUUGUCUGUAUGCAGGUUCAAGGUGCAUGGAGAGUCCAAGACCCGAAAAUGGCUCAGCUUUGUGGACAAGCAAAGGAGCUUAUGAGGCAGUUUAGCUCUUUCCACAUUCAACACGUUGACAGACUUGGUUCGAAAAAGCGAGAGUUUUUGUCGCCAUGGCGCUAAGGCGCCCAAGGCGAUGCCCUCAACGCUUAGGGACACCCUUGCCAGGCGAGGUACAUAGAUCCCUAGCUUUUCUCGCUUUUUCCUCGCUUUUGCAAUAUCCAUAGAGCGCUAAAAGCGGCGUUUAGUUGUGCCUACACAAAAAAAGAAGAUUUGCUUAAAAAUGUAC
This is a messenger RNA of Brassica oleracea var. oleracea, 743 nucleotides long. RefSeq lists its product as uncharacterized. The transcript is spliced from 4 exons. NCBI's taxonomy places the organism in Eukaryota, Viridiplantae, Streptophyta, Magnoliopsida, Brassicales, Brassicaceae. The record is from RefSeq and is a predicted model, not a curated record. Gene Ontology annotation, molecular function: RNA-DNA hybrid ribonuclease activity; protein binding; nucleic acid binding. Bases 56 to 577 code for a protein of 173 amino acids.